This is a messenger RNA of Closterium sp. NIES-65, 909 nucleotides long. The record is from the annotation of a GenBank genome assembly. NCBI's taxonomy places the organism in Eukaryota, Viridiplantae, Streptophyta, Zygnematophyceae, Desmidiales, Closteriaceae.
AUGGCGGCGAAGGGGGAGGGUUUGAACGUUGCACGUGCGGUUACGGAGGGGGGAGCGGAAGGGCGGGCGGAAGGGGGGGCGGAAGGGGGGGCGGAAGGGGGGCCGAAAGGGGAGCGCGUUAAUGAGGCGGGUGCCCAGCGGGAGGGGAAUGGCGGAGGCGGAGCGCCGGGGGGAGGGGGGAGUAGUGGGGAUGCGCGCAGCGGAGAAGGAGGAGAGGUAGUGGGGGAAAUUGAGCGGCGGCGGGUUGAGGGUUUGGGGGGUGAGGGGAAGAAGGAAGAGGAGGUAUUGGCGGAGGAGAGAAGGCGGAUUUUGUUCCGCAAAGGGGGAAAGGCGGAAGCAUUUGCGCGGACAGGGGGAGGAGCUGGGGAGGAUGCGGGGAACGGAAAAGGAGGGGAUCAGGUGGGGGAGGGCGGAUCUGGGGAAGCGGGAAGAUUAAGCGGAGGUGGGGGUAAUGCUGUGGGGGCAGCGCUACUGGGGGUAUUGGAGGGGGGAAAAGGCAAGGGGAAGGGGGGAAACGGGAGAGGGGAGGGGGAUGUGGAGGAGGAAGAAGAGGAGGAAGGGAUGGGGAGGCAGCAGCUGGAGGAACUGUACCGGCACCUGAGACAGCCCAGGGUGGUUCUCAGAAAAGAAGCAUCCAUCGCGCAGGGGAUAGCAAACGGGUGCUUUGAGGCAAGGCAGAGCAGGGAGCAUCACCACUCUGAGGCGAGGCAGAAAAUCUCCAGCCCGGAGCAUGAGGAUGCUGACAGGGAGCAUCACCACCACCCCACCACCCACAACCCCUCUCUCUGCGCGACAGCCACCCCCUCAGUGUGUGUGGCAGAGGUGCUGUUGCAGCGCGGCAAGUGGUGGGGCAGCACGGGCAUUGUCCGGCAGCAACGGCUCUUCUUGCAUGCUGAAGAGGCAGUGUAA